Molecule: messenger RNA, 14013 nt
Organism: Aethina tumida (small hive beetle)
Lineage: Eukaryota; Metazoa; Arthropoda; Insecta; Coleoptera; Nitidulidae
Product: dynein beta chain, ciliary-like
Exons: 17
Coding region: 1-13824 (4607 amino acids)
Biological process (GO): microtubule-based movement
Cellular component (GO): dynein complex
Molecular function (GO): minus-end-directed microtubule motor activity; ATP binding; dynein intermediate chain binding
Source: RefSeq, a predicted model, not a curated record
AUGGCCGAUAAAAAGAAGGACGAGGAGGACGAUGAGGACGAUAGAUUGGAGUUUCUCCUCAACUAUAUGGUCAAGUCCUACAAGCUAAAGCAGGAAAAAUGGAAUAAAAUGAUGGCAGAUGCUGAAAGCAAGAGAACUAUUAUGAAAUUUUUAAACAAUCCAGAUGAAAAAAUGCUGAUUAUGACGAUACCCAACAGUGGCCUUCUCACACCCUACUUAACGUUCAACCCAAAUAUCAAACAGAAGUACACCUACUUCAUCAGGACAAAGCGUGAAGAUUUAACCAUGCAAAACUUCAGAGAUGUGGUAACAUUCGGCGAUAUGGCGGGCAAACCCAUCGACGAAUUGUCCGUGCUCCUCGAAGGAGUCUUUAAUCCGUUGCUAACGUUCCCGGGCAAUCAAAAGUCGUGGCCCAGAGUGGUCGCGAAGGAUGUCAUGCAACACGUGCAGGACUUCAAGAAUUCAGUGGAACAGAUACGUGGAGCUAUGAGGAGUCAAACGGUAUUGACAAUGCCGGUAGACAUACAUUUGGUACAUCAAGCGGUUAUUGACUUUGAGCACGGCGGGGAAACUGAUUUGCAACUCAAAGCUUGUUUAGAAAGCUCCGUCUCCAAAUGGUUAAAUACUAUUAGUGACGUCUUGAAACAGUCCCCCGAUAUGGCUUUCGCCAACAAUGCCAAACCUAAUCCUAGAGUAGAAGUUGAAUUUUGGAAUCACAGAAAAACUAAUCUGUGUUCGAUUUACGACCAACUGAGGGACCCGCGUGUAAAGAAAAUGGCAGAAUACCUGGAAAUGACCAAUAGCGUUUACACAAAAGCCUACAGUUCGAUGUACAAAAACGUCAUAGCUGCGUACGUAGAAGCCAAAGAAAUAUGUUUAUAUCUUAAGCCGCUGGACAAACACAUCAGAAAGUUUGACGAAGAACUUUUGGAGUGCGGUCAUGACAUAAAACCGCUGCUUCAUUGCUUGGGAAUGAUCUGGGGCAAUUCUAAAUAUUACUGCUGCAGUGAACGUAUGGUGGUUCUAAUGAAACAAAUAGCAAAUAUGUUAAUCGAAUCAGCUGAGCGUUCCCUUGAUCCCGGCUCGAUAUUCCAAGGAGAGCCCGAUGAAACUUCCAUCAAAAUUAUUAAGGUUAUAAGAAUAUUUGAAAAUUUCCUUGCCAAUUUUGAAUAUGUACGAAACAACUUAGUUAAUUAUUUCCCUAAAAAGGAGACAUCUGACGUAAAACGCGGAAGUAUGAAACAAAAGGGCAAAGGAAAAGAAAAGGGUAAAGAGAAAGACAAGGGAAAAGAUAAAGGUAAAGGAAAGGAUAAAGAUAAGAAAAAAACUAAAUCAAAAGGAUCCGGGAAAGUUUCUGAACCUGAGGAUGUUGAAGAUGAAGAGGAGUUUGAGCCCAAAGGUUGGAAUUUUCAUAGAAGAGUCGUAUUUCAACGAUUGCUUGAUUUAAUAGAACGUCUCAAAAUAGUCAAUGGGGUUCUGAAAACUAAUUUGGAGUACAGUAAAUUAGAAAAAGUAGAAAUUGGAGGCGUUGGCGGUAGAUAUUUGUCACAAAAAUGUGAAGAAAUCCUCGAUCAAUUUAAUAAGAGUUACAUGACAUUUAGUAAUAUUCAGUAUGAUGUUCUUGAUACUGAAGAUGAUACCAUAUUGAAAGAAAUCGACACCUUUUACAAAGAAGUAUACGAUUAUGACAACAGAUUAGCCGCCAUUUUUACUUCUGCAUUUAAAGAUUGUUAUACAUUGGAGAGUAUUUUUAAAUUUCUUAUAGUGGUGGGUGCAUUAAUAGACAGACCUCAAAUAAAUAGUCAACUGAAAGCUGAAUUGAAAAAAAUUCUGGACACAUUCGAUGAAGAAUUAGAUACCGUUAAAGGAAUUUACGAUAAAAGAAUGUUCACCACUGGCAUACCCGUAGACAAAAAUUACCCCCCUGUCGCAGGCACUAUAUUGUACCUCGAUAAGUUAGAAAGAAGAAUUAGUAAACCGGGUGAAGAGUUUCGAGUCCUCGAUUUUGAAAUUGUGCAGUCAGAUUAUGGAAAAAACAUUGUUAAGAAAUAUGAAGAGAUGUUAAGUUUAAUAAAAGCUGCCAAAGAAAAGUUCUUCAUGGAAUGGGCGGCCCAGGUACCGGCAAUUGUUGAAGCUGGCAUGGAGAAAUUCCAAUUGAAAAAAAUACGUGAUGGACAGCUCAUGGUUAACUUUGACGAUGAACUUGUGGAGUUAUUACGAGAAAUAAAAUAUUUAAAGCAUCUGAGUUUACCAAUCAUCCCUCCGGAAGGCGAAGAAAUAUUUGAGAAAUACAAUGAUCUUCUAUAUAGUAGAAUGAAGCAUAAGAGAAUUGUGGAGUGGUACAAUUACUUGAAGCUUGAGACUCUGGAUGUUGAAUAUAAUUUAAUUGAAGAUGAAAUAGAGCAAAUUGACACAUUAUUGAAUACAGCUAUUGAAGAAAUGACUUGGUAUACUAAUGAUAUGCAGCAAGUUGCUGUAAUGUAUGAAACUGUUCAACAGUUAAUGGACAGAGUAAGACAAGCACAAGAUUUGGUAGAAAAAGUUGUAGUUAAUAUGGAUGAUUGGUGUUCCAUUCCUCUCUAUCAAAGGAAAGAGGAAAAGAAGGAAAACUUACUUAGUUUGGAAAAUCGAUUUGAAAUCUUCCAUCAUCGCAAGCAACACAUACUGGCAACUUCGGCUGAAUUUCAAAACGUAGUCGUAACUAAUUACGUUCUCUUUAUGAAUGUAGUGGAAACUCCUGAAGAAGAGGAAGAGGAGGUGGAAGAAGAAGAAGAACCAGAUUCUCCAGAAAAACAAAAAAAGAAAAAAGGUAAAGGAGUAGAAAAAGAAGCUGAAAGUAAAGACGCCAAAGGAAAAGGUAAAGUCAAAGAUAAAAAACCUAAACCUAAAAAAGUCGAGGUAGAAAAAACUGAAUCGGAAAUAUUGAGAGAACAAGAGGAAAUUGCUAGAAAGGAGGAAGAAAUUCGAAAGCGUGAACUUAAAGAUCAACGAUGGUUAGAAUAUCUUGACUAUUUGGACUCGCUUAUAGUGCGUUUUUUGAAUAAAGCCAUUUCAGUCAGUCUAGUAGAAUUUCAAAAUGAAAUGGGAAAUGUAACUCCUGUUUUACCAUUUAUUGAAGCGAUUAUGGAACUCCAUGAAACUAAAAUAGUGUUUAUACCUUCCGCUGAUAUUGAGGAGACAGAUAGUUUAUACACUUUGUUUCAAAACUUAAUGGGAGACAUGUAUGCUAUGUCACAUUUUAUAUAUAGAGUAAAAGAAGCUCACAAGAAUUUUCUGGAAUUCGUUGAGGAGGACGAUAAUAAUUUAGAUAAAUAUCGAGAUAUUCUUGCAAAGGUAGCAAAAGAGAUGGAUAGUGCCAUGGGAAUAUUAAAAGAGUUUGAAGAAUAUGCUCCGUUAUGGAAUGAUGACCGACAAGAAUAUCUUCGACAGUUUCUAGUAUAUGGGAGAUCUCUAACCGAAGAAGAACUAGAUAUGCUUAACAACGAAGCGACUGCUGGCAAUGUAAAGGAAACUCAUCCUACAAUUCUAAUGUUUAAAGAAAAAAUUGAUUAUUAUGAAAAUUUGUACAUACAAGUGGAUAAAAUGAAUACUACGAGAAUUAUGCCAGGAGGCUGGCUGAGAAUAGAUAUGCGUCCUCUUAAACAAGCUAUUUUAAAUCACAUAUGCAAGUGGGCAAAUUUGUUUAAACAACAUUUAUACCAUCGCGUAAUUGACAGUUUGAGUGAACUUGAGAAUUUUAUAGCGGAGUCUAUCAAAACCAUGCAAGUAACACUAACCGAAGAUGAUUAUGAUGGUUUGCUCAAAGUAAUGAGUGUAUUGUAUCAAGUAAGGGAGAGACAGAUAGCUACUGACGAGAUGUUUGAUCCAUUGUGGGAUAUUAUAAACCUUUUAAAAGAAUAUAAUAUGGAAUUUACUGAAGAUGUAUAUGUGCAGUUACAAGAAAUGCCAGAUAAAUGGGCUUACUGUAAAAAGGUCGCCGCAACCACCAAACAAAUUGUUGGUCCUCUACAAGCUAUGCAAUGUACGGCCAUCAAGAGACGAAUCAGUCUAUUCGAGAUUAGACAAAACGUAUACAAAGAUUAUUUCAAGAAGCUUCAAUUCUAUUAUUGGGACUGCAAAGAUGUCUAUAAGAUACUAGACAAAUGUAACAAAGAAAUAUUAAGCAUGGAAGACGAGUUAAGUAAAAUCCAAGAGCAGGCAAAUCUUUUUGAUUUAGUCCUUCCCGAGUUUAAAAACCUAAAAUUCGUCAGAAAAGAAGUAAAGCAAUUAAAACAAUUAUGGGAUUACGUAAAUAUGGUAAGGUCAAACCUGGAAGAAUGGAAAAAGACUUUAUGGAGGAAAAUAGAUGUAGAGGCCAUGGAGAUGGAAUGCAAGAAAUUUGGAAAGGAAAUUCGUCAAAUGGACAAGGAGGUGAAAGUGUUUCCGGUUUACGCCGAUUUGGAAGCAAGCAUUAAGAACAUGUUGACUUCAUUAAGAGCCAUCACUGAGUUACAAAAUCCGGCAAUCAGAGAUCGUCACUGGAUACAACUUAUGCAGGCCACCAAGGUGCGGUUUCAAAUGGACGACUCAACAACUCUCAACGACUUACUCGAGCUCAAUCUGCAUAAAUAUGAAGAGGAAGUUAAAACUAUUGUUGAUAAGUCUGUUAAAGAAAUGGCAAUGGAAAAAGUUCUUAAAGAAAUACAUGCUGUUUGGGCAGCAAACGAAUUUUCUUCCGAAGUGCACGAAAGGACGAAGUUAAGACUGAUAGUGGUUGCUGAGGAAAUAAUAGAAAAUCUAGAGGAGCAUCAAGUGGCAUUGCAAAAUAUGAUGACCUCUAGGUUCAUAGACCAUUUCUAUGAAGAAGUUUCUGAUUGGCAAAGAAAACUGGCCAUUGUGGACACAGUUACUUCUGUAUUUGUUGAAGUUCAAAGAAAAUGGAGAUAUCUGGAAAGUAUAUUUAUUGCCUCUGAAGAUAUUAGAAGUCAGCUCCCAGAAGACUCAAAACGAUUUGAUAAAAUUGACAGAGAUUUUAAAGAUGUGCUUCACCAAAUGCUUAGUAAUCCUAAUAUAAUAAAAUCAACGAAUGCACCUGGACUUUCUGAGAAGCUUGAAAAUCUUUUCAACGAUUUAACACUUUGCGAGAAAGCUCUAAAUGACUAUUUGGAAACGAAGCGAUUAGUAUUUCCAAGGUUUUAUUUCGUGUCUUCCUCAGAUCUACUUGAUAUUCUGUCCAAUGGCAAUCAGCCAGAGCUUAUUCAAAGACACUUAUCGAAACUCUUUGAUUCUCUUGCUAAACUUAGUUUUAUACAAGAAGGUGGCAAAAAUACUAAAAGAGCCAAUGGUAUGGUAUCCAAAGAAUUGGGGGAACACGUGAAGUUUUCUGUUGUAUGUGAUUGUACAGGAAAAGUUGAAGUUUGGCUUAACAGAGUUAUUGACUCUAUGAGAAUUACCCUACAUUCAAUUUUUGCUUCAGCUGUUAUUACGUAUGAAGACAAACCCAGGGAGCUUUGGAUUUAUGACUAUCCUGCCCAACCAGCUCUAUGUGGUACACAAAUCUGGUGGACUACGGAAACAAAUAUGGCUUUUGCAAAGUUAGAAGAGGGAUACGAAAAUGCUUUAAAAGACUACCAGAGAAAACAAAUUGCACAGCUAGGAGCACUCAUAACAAUGUUACUGGGAGACCUUACACCUGGAGAUCGUCAAAAAAUUAUGACAAUUUGUACUAUCGACGUACAUUCAAGAGAUGUAGUUGCUAAAAUGAUCCAGAUCAAAGUAGAAAACUCCCAAUCAUUUCAAUGGCAAUCCCAGCUUCGUCAUCGUUGGGAUAAAAAAAUAAACGAUUGUUUUGCCAAUAUUUGUGAUGCACAGUUUCGAUAUUCCUACGAAUAUUUAGGAAAUACACCACGACUGGUGAUAACUCCCCUUACUGAUCGUUGUUACAUUACUCUGACCCAAAGUCUCCAUCUCAUUAUGGGAGGAGCACCUGCUGGUCCAGCUGGAACUGGAAAGACUGAAACCACAAAAGACCUGGGAAAAGCUCUGGGCAUGAUGGUAUAUGUAUUCAACUGUUCAGAACAGAUGGAUUACAAAUCCAUUGGAAAUAUCUAUAAGGGUCUCGCACAAACUGGAUGUUGGGGAUGCUUUGAUGAAUUUAAUAGAAUUUCUAUUGAGGUGCUCUCUGUAGUUGCUGUACAGGUGAAGUCAAUUCAGGAUGCUAUUAAAUUGAAGAAAACCAGAUUCUUCUUCUUGGGGCAAGAUAUUAUACUUAUUCCGACUGUUGGUAUAUUUAUCACAAUGAAUCCUGGUUAUGCAGGAAGGACAGAGUUGCCAGAAAAUUUAAAAGCCUUGUUUAGACCUUGUGCUAUGGUAGUACCAGAUUUUGCACUUAUUUGUGAAAUUAUGUUGGUAGCUGAAGGAUUUCUGGAAGCCAGAGUCCUAGCCACCAAAUUUAUAACCCUAUAUACGCUUUGCAAGGAAUUGUUAAGCAAACAAGAUCACUACGAUUGGGGUUUAAGGGCAAUCAAAUCUGUAUUAGUAGUAGCAGGAUCGUUAAAACGUGGAGACAGACUGAGGCCUGAGGAUCAAGUUCUCAUGAGAGCACUGAGAGAUUUUAACAUUCCCAAAAUUGUCACUGAUGAUGUCCCAGUUUUUAUGGGACUAAUUGGAGAUUUGUUUCCCGCAUUGGAUGUACCAAGAAAGAGAGAUCCUGAAUUUGAGAAGACUAUUAAGAAGUCUGCUGUAGAUUUAAAAUUGCAACCAGAGGAUGGGUUCGUGUUAAAAAUUGUACAAUUGGAAGAAUUGUUUGCUGUGCGACAUUCAGUAUUCGUAAUUGGGUUUGCUGGUACUGGUAAAUCCAUGGUAUGGAAAACUUUAAAUAGGACAUACCAAAAUCAGAAGAGAAGACCAGUUUAUAAUGACUUAAAUCCUAAAGCUGUAACUAAUGAUGAACUUUUUGGUAUUAUCAAUCCAGCGACCAGAGAAUGGAGAGAUGGUUUAUUUUCUGUUAUUAUGAGGGACCAAACGAAUAUUCCUGGAGAUGGUCCAAAAUGGAUUGUACUAGACGGUGACAUAGAUCCUAUGUGGAUUGAAUCUUUGAAUACCUUGAUGGAUGACAACAAAGUAUUAACUUUGGCCAGUAACGAAAGAAUUGCCUUAACCCACUCUAUGAGGUUACUGUUUGAAAUAUCUAAUUUAAGAACUGCUACUCCAGCCACAGUAUCAAGAGCUGGUAUCUUAUACAUAAAUCCUGCUGAUUUGGGAUGGAACCCUUUUAUAUCCUCAUGGAUUGAUACAAGGCCAAUACAAAGUGAAAAAGCUGUUCUCUCGAUUUUGUUUGAUAAAUAUAUUCCGCAGUGCUUGGAUGCAAUGAGAAAGAAAUUUAAAAAGAUAACUCCAAUAUCUGAUAUUGCACAUUUGGAAAUGUUAUGUCAUUUACUGGACAGUUUUCUUACUCCACAAAAUGUACCAACAGACUGUCCAAAAGAAUGGUAUGAAAUUUAUUUCGUCUUUUCUAUAAUUUGGGCAUUCGGCUCAACACUUUUCCAAGAUCAAAUUGUGGAUUGGAGAAAUGAAUUUAGUAAAUGGUGGGUGAGUGAAUUCAAGACUGUCAAAUUUCCAUCUCAAGGCACUGUGUUUAAUUAUUUUAUUGAUGAAGAAACCAAAAAAUUUCUUCCAUGGACCGAACUUGUCAGAUCUUUUGAAUUGGAUCCUGAUAUACCAUUACAAGCUACAUUAGUAAGUACUGCAGAAACAACAAGACUGAGAUUUUUCUUGGAUCGUUUAAUGGCUAGAAGAGUUCCUGUGAUGCUUAUUGGACCUCCUGGUAGUGGAAAAACUGUAAUAAUGGCAGAAAAACUGAAUAGUCUUUCAGAUGACUAUGCAGUAACUAACGUACCUUUCAAUUUUUAUACUACUUCCGAAAUGUUACAAAGAAUUCUUGAAAAACCCCUGGAAAAGAAAGCCGGAAGAGUAUACGGACCGCCAGGCAAUAAAACCAUGGUGUAUUUCAUUGAUGACAUGAAUAUGCCCGAGGUAGAUAAAUAUUUCACUGUUCAACCUCAUACUUUACUAAAACAGUACAUGGACUAUCAGCACUGGUAUGACCGACAGAAGUUAACGUUGAAGGAUAUACAUAAUAUUCAAUUUAUUUCGUGCAUGAAUCCUACAGCUGGCUCGUUUACAAUUGAUCCACGAUUGCAAAGACAUUUUUGUUCUUUUGCAGUAAGUUUCCCUUCAUCAGAUGCUGCGUUCCAUAUUUAUAAUCAGAUAUUGAGUCAGCACUUAGAUGCUCCCUCAAAUAAAUUCUCACCCAGUCUUGCCAGAAUAUGUCCAAUUUUGGUAACGGCCGCACAAACGUUGCAUGCAAAAGUAGCCACUUCAUUUUUGCCGACUGCGGUUAAAUUCCAUUACACAUUUACACUUCGUGAUUUGUCGAAUAUUUUUCAAGGCAUGUUAUUUGCCAUGGGACCGGCAAUUCCAAAUAUAAACACUAUAAUUAGAUUAUGGAUGCACGAGGCUAGCCGAGUUUAUGGAGAUAAAUUAGUAGAUUCUAUGGAUAUAAAAACAUUUGGGAAGUUAUUGGUUGAAACUGUUAAAAAAGGAUUUGAAGAGCUUGAUGAUAAUAUUAUUUUUGCUGAACCUUUAUUAUUCUGUCAUUUCGCACUUGGAAUUGGCGAUCCAAAAUAUUAUCCUUUGGAUGAUACAAGGCAUUUGGCAAAAUUACUUAACGAAGCUCUGUCUGGAUAUAACGACUUGGUUGCGGCUAUGAAUCUUGUGCUGUUUGAAGACGCCAUGGAUCACAUUUGUAGGAUUAAUAGGAUUCUAGAAUCACCGCGUGGUAAUGCUCUUCUUGUGGGUGUUGGUGGAUCUGGAAAGCAAUCUCUUACGAGAUUAUCUGCAUUUAUAUCAUCAUUCGACGUGUUUCAAAUUCAAUUGAAAAAAGGCUAUACAAUGGUAGACAUGAAGACAGACAUCGCUGCAUUGUAUAUGAAGUCAGGUGUGAAACAAGUUGGAAUUGUAUUUUUGAUGACUGAUGCUCAAGUCCCUGAAGAGAAGUUUUUGGUGCUGAUCAACGAUAUGUUAGCUUCUGGUGAAAUCAGUGAAUUGUUGCCUGACGAAGAAGUCGAAAACGUAAUAAACGCUGUAAGAGGAGAAGUCAAGGGUAUUGGACUCAUUGACACCAAAGAAAACUGUUGGAAAUUUUUCAUAGAUAGAGUUAGAAGAUUGCUAAAAGUUGUGCUGUGCUUUUCUCCAGUUGGAUCAACUUUGAGAAUUCGAGCGAGAAAGUUUCCAGCUUUAGUAAAUUGUACAUCUAUUGAUUGGUUCCAUGAAUGGCCGAAGACGGCCUUGGAAUCAGUAUCCACACGUUUCUUGGCAGAAAUUGAAACACUUCCUCGAGAUCUCAUUAAAUCAGUGUCUCUAUACAUGUCUCACGUUCAUACUUCUGUCAAUGACAUGUCCCAAAUUUAUCUAUUAAACGAAAAACGCUAUAACUAUACAACUCCUAAAUCUUUUCUGGAACAAAUAUCCCUUUACUCAAAGUUACUAACCGAAAAAACUCAAGGAUUAGUAUCAAACAUAGAACGCCUUGAGAAUGGUUUGGAAAAAAUUGCGACGUCUAAGGAAGAAGUGGAUAAUUUAAAAGUUGUUUUGGCCGAUCAAGAAGUUGAACUGGCAGCUAAAAAUGACGCAGCAGGCAAACUAAUCUCAGUUUUAAGCGCAGAAAAUGAAAAAGUUGCUGCAGAACAGGCCUUUGCAGCUGAGGAAGAGGCAAAAGUCAAGAUAAUCGAGGAGGAUGUAACAGUCAAGCAAAAAAUUUGUGCGGAGGAUUUGGCAAAGGCGGAACCAGCAUUAUUGGCCGCUCAGGAAGCCUUAAAUACUCUUAACAAAAAUAAUUUGACAGAAUUAAAAUCUUUUCCAUCUCCACCGGAAGCGGUGGUGGAUGUAUGUGCCGCUGUAAUAGUUCUGUUUUCUCCCAAAGGAAAAGUUGCAAAAGAUCGAAGUUGGAAGGCUGCCAAGGCGCUUAUGGGAAGAAUCGACAUAUUUUUAAAUGACUUAAUUAAUUAUGACAAAGAAAAUAUGAGUGCAGAUGUUGUAAAGGCUACAACUGAAUACACUAAAAAUCCUGAAUUUAAUCCGGAGAAAAUACGAGUGAAGUCGGAAGCUGCUGCGGGAUUGUGUUCAUGGGUCAUCAAUAUUCUUAAGUUUUACGAUGUAUUUGUCGUGGUAGAACCCAAAAGGAAAGCACUUGCCAAAGCUAAUCAGGAUUUGUCAGACGCUCGUCGUAAACUACAAGAACUUAACGAACGAUUGAAUGAAUUAGAAAGGAAACUGGGAGAACUGAGGGCUGAAUUUGAUAUAGCUAUAGAUGCAAAAUUGAAAUGUCAAGCAGAAGCUGAUGCAACAGCUCUAAGUAUUGACUUGGCUAACAGAUUAGUAAAUGGCUUGGCUUCAGAGAACGUCAGAUGGAGAGAGUUAGUGAAGACAUACAGAGAAAAUAUUAAAUCACUACCGGGUGAUUGUCUAAUAGUAACCUCAUUUAUUUCUUACGUCGGAUGCUUUUCUAAAAAAUACAGAACUGAUUUAAUGUUUAAGUCUUGGAUGCCAUUCUUUAAAACUUUAGAAGUACCAAUUCCAAUGUCGGAAACGGUAGAUCCUUUACAGUUGCUUACAGACGAUGCAGUUGUAGCUCAGUGGAAUAACGAAGGGUUACCUACUGACAGAAUGUCCAUAGAAAAUGCUUGUAUUUUAUGCAAUUCUGCUCGAUGGCCAUUAAUGAUAGAUCCGCAAUUACAAGGCAUUAAAUGGAUAAAAAAUAAGUUUGGGGAAGACUUAAAAGUAGUUCGAACAACAACGCGAAACUAUCUUGACAUUAUAGAAAUAUGUAUUUCUGAAGGAGAGAUUUGUCUUCUAGAAAAUAUUGGUGAAACUUUAGAAGCUGUUUUGGAUCCAUUACUUGGCCGUGUGCUAAUCAAGAAGGGACGAUUUAUUAAAAUGGGAGACAAAGAAGUUGAUUACAAUCCAAAGUUUAAACUUAUUCUCCAUACUAAACUGGCCAAUCCCCAUUAUAAACCUGAAAUUCAGGCGCAAGCUACAUUAAUUAAUUUCACUGUAACCAGGGAUGGUUUGGAAGAACAGUUGUUAGCCGAAGUAGUCAAAGCCGAACGACCGGAUUUAGAAACAUUAAAGUCUUCUCUAACUAAGCAGCAAAAUGAAUUUAAAAUUACCCUGAAACGCUGCGAAGACAACUUAUUAAACAAAUUGUCCUCAGCUACUGGAAAUAUUUUGGGGGAUGUUGAAUUGGUAGAAAAUUUGGAAACAACUAAGAGAACGGCAAGCGAAAUUGAAGAAAAAGUAACUGAAGCUAGGGUUACUUCGGUGAAAAUUGAUGAUGCUAGAGAACAAUAUAGACCUUGUGCUUGUAGAGCGUCUAUUUUAUAUUUUGUUCUGAACGAUCUUUGUCGAAUUAAUGCUAUCUAUCAAUUCUCCUUGAAGGCAUUCAGUGUUGUCUUCAAAGAUGCCCUGGCUAGAGCACCACCAUCCGAGAAAUUAAAAGAUAGAGUAGCAAAUCUGUUAGACAGCAUUACAUUUUCAGUGUACAUGUACACAGCACGUGGCCUUUUUGAAGCUGAUAAAUUAAUAUUUAAGGCACAGGUAACAUUCCAAAUAUUGUUGAACUCCCAAGAAAUUGACAUUGAAGAAUUAGACUUCUUGUUGAGGUUCCCUGCUAUAAGUGGGCUAACAUCACCAGUUGAUUUCCUAAAUAACCUAUCUUGGGGUGGAAUUAAAGCACUGUCGUUGUUGGAUAACUUUAAGAAUUUGGAUAAAGACGUGGAAGGCGCAUCGAAGAGAUGGAGAAAGUUUGUAGACAGUGAAUGUCCUGAGAAAGAAAAGUUUCCAGGCGAAUGGAAAAAUAAAACUUCUCUUCAAAAGUUGUGCAUUAUGAGGGCGUUGCGUCAAGACAGAAUGACAUAUGCAAUGAAUGUAUUUAUUGAAGAGAAAAUGGGUUCGAAAUAUAUUACUGCUAGAAGUGUGGCUUUUGAGAAAUCUUAUGAAGAAACUAGUGCUGAAACACCGGUGUUCUUCAUCUUGUCUCCAGGUGUCAACCCGUUAAAAGACGUGGAAAAGCUAGGCGAAAAAUUAGGUUUCACUUUUGAAAAAUCUACGUUCCACAGUAUUUCCUUGGGCCAAGGUCAAGAAAUCGUUGCCGAAAAUGCUAUGGAUGUAGCUGCCGAACACGGACAUUGGGUGAUUUUGCAAAACAUACACUUGGUAGUCAAAUGGUUAGCAACAUUAGAGAAGAAAAUGGAACAGUGCGCCGAAUUUGGCCACAAGAGUUACAGGCUGUAUUUGAGCGCUGAACCUAAUGCAGAUCCUAUGCAAUGUGUCAUCCCACAAGGCAUUCUCGAGUGCUCAAUUAAAAUAGUUAAUGAACCUCCAUCAGGGAUGUUUGCUAAUUUACACAAAGCUUUGGAUACAUUUACUCAAGAAACUUUGGAGAUGUGUUCAAAAGAGGCAGAAUUUAAAGCAAUUCUUUUUGCUCUGUGUUAUUUCCACGCCGUUGUGGCUGAGCGAAGAAAAUUCGGUCCACAAGGUUGGAACAGAAACUAUCCAUUUAAUAUUGGAGAUUUGACUAUAAGUGUUAAUGUGCUUUACAAUUAUUUGGAAAACAAUAAUAAGAUUCCGUGGGAGGAUCUGAGAUAUUUAUUUGGAGAAAUUAUGUAUGGUGGACACAUAACUGACGAUUGGGACAGAAGACUGUGCAGAAACUAUCUAAGUGAAUACAUGUCUAAUGAGCUCAUCGAUGGAGAUUUACAAUAUGCUCCUGGCUUCUUCGCUCCUCCAAACACUGAUUAUGACGGUUACCAUAAAUAUAUUGACGAAAACCUCCCACCUGAAAGUCCUUACCUGUAUGGCCUUCAUCCAAACGCUGAAAUCGGAUUUCUUGCUAAUAUAUCCGAUAAGAUGUUUAGAACAAUUUUCGAGAUGCAGCCAAAGGAUGCUGGUGCUUCAGCCGGUGUUGGAAUGAGUCACGAGGACAAAGUGCGAGGCAUGAUUGAAGACAUCAUUGAUAAACUACCAGAACCGUUCCGAGUGCGAGAAAUGAUGGCUAAAUUAGAAGAAAGAACACCAUACAUCAUUGUAGCUUUUCAAGAAUGCGAACGUAUGAAUAUGUUAACUGUUUUGAUGAGAAGAUCCUUAACUGAACUAGAACUGGGGCUAAAGGGAGAACUUACUAUUACUUCGGAGAUGGAGACAUUGGAUAAUGAAUUGUUUAUGGAUCAAGUACCCGACACCUGGGCUGCAAAGGCUUAUCCAAGUCUUCUUCCUCUCGGACAAUGGAUUAGCGAUUUGUCCAACCGCAUAAAAGAAUUAGAAGGUUGGACUGUGGACUUUUCAAUGCCUGCGACUGUUUGGUUGGGUGGAUUCUUUAAUCCACAAUCAUUCCUCACAGCUAUUAUGCAGCAAACUGCCAGAAAGAACGAAUGGCCCUUGGACAAGAUGUGUUUAAAUACUGAUGUUACCAAAAAACAAAAAGAUGACUUUACGUCGGCUCCUCGUGAAGGUGCUUAUGUCUCUGGAUUAUUUAUGGAAGGAGCAAGGUGGGAUCCACAGGCAAACAGCAUUGCUGAAUCGAAAUUGAAGGAGCUGUUUCCUGUAGUACCUGUCAUUUUCAUAAAAGCGAUUACUUCUGACAAACAAGAAACAAGGAAUAUGUACGAUUGCCCUGUAUAUAAGACUAGAAUGCGUGGACCUACCUUCGUUUGGACCUUUAUGUUGAGGACUAAAGAAAAGGCCUCCAAAUGGACUUUGGCAGGAGUUGCAUUGUUAUUGCAAAUUUAAAGAAAAUUACUUAAGACAACUUCUAAAAAAUAUUAAAAUGAUGGAAGUAAACUAGAGUAUGUAUAAUUAAAUUUGCAACAUUAACUUAGACAGAUAUUAGCUCGAUAUUUUAUGUACAAAUUUAUUUAAUUUUAUUAAUAGAAGUAUAGAAAAUAUUAAGUUUGAAUAAAAUUAACUAUUGUUAAAAAA